CAGUUUGGUACAUGCGCUUUCAAGGUUCAACGUCUGGAGAAACUGCACUAGGAACGCAAGGGGGGGGGGCUAGUAAUCCCAAACGACGCUUCUACGCAUGCGCCAAAAGAUUCACCUUUCCCUCCCCUUUCUGCGCCGAGCCUUGAGGGGGAGGGGACGGAGUCAGUUCUGCGUCUCUCUCUCUCUCUCUCUGAAGUUGGCGGGAGGCGAAGAUGUCACAUGACUUGGAUGGUGAGGAGCACUUUUUGGAAGAGACUAAAUUCAAGGAGUAUUGUGUGGAGUUUAUCAAACACUCACAACAAAUAGGAGACAAUUGGGAGUGGAGAAAUGUAAAGGGUUCUGCAGAUGGCUAUAUGAGUAAAACACACUUACAAGUGAAAGGCAGAGGCAUCUCACCAGAUACAGGGGAGAUAAUGAAUGACAGUGAUGAAAUAACAGUUACAUAUGUUGAGGAAGCACUGGAUGACUCUCAGGUUGCUGGAAUCCAUGUGGCAUCAGAGGUGAUUCGCUAUGAGUAUCAUGUUCUAUACUCCUGCAGCUACCAAGCUCCUGUGUUAUAUUUUCGAGCAUGUUUUUUAGACGGAAGGCCUUUAACUCUGGAUGAAAUAUGGAACAGGGUUCAUGAAUGCUACAGGGAGCGUCUCUGGCAGGGUCCAUGGGACACCAUUACACAACAGGAACAUCCAUUACUUGGACAGCCGUUCUUUGUACUUCAUCCCUGUCGGACAAAUGAAUUUAUGGCUUCAAUAUUAUCCAGUUCACAUAAAGCAAACAGGAGCACAAAUUACAUUAUCUCAUGGCUGAGUGUUGUAGGUCCAGUGGUCGGUCUCCAUUUAUCUCUGAGUUAUGCAAAAGUCAAAUCUGACCAGACUAAAAGUGCUGAAUAAAGAGCAGAUACAGGAAGAAUGGUGAAUGGCAGAACUAAGCUUAGAUGCAAAGACAGCAACAGCAUCGUGGUGAACAAGCUGUCCAAUUCAUCACAAGAUACUUCAGCGUGCUGGACUGCAUUGACAUGAUUGUGUCUUAUUACAACUAAUUGGUUUUUGUUAGAAGGUUUAGUCCUACUAGAAAGGUUCUUUUUUGUGGACUAAGGAUAGGUGGGCAAAGGAUCUGAACUGAUAGGAUCUACAUUUGGGCAUCUGCUUUGUGAAAUAAUUCAACCACUAUAUUUUUAACAAUUCAUAAAUAAUUGUCCAAAGCAAUUGAUUUAAAUUAUCAGAUGAUGAAAAACUCAUUUCCUUUUCCCUAUAGUUCACGCAGUUGGCUGAAAAGGAAUAACUGUAUGCAGAAUUGUCUGCUUCCUGGUAUUUUGGUUUAUCAGACAUAUCCACAACAGUACUGUUAUAGAUGAAUUCAAGUUACUUCACACAUUUCAUAAAGCAUUUUUUGUGGUGUUGGAGGAUGCUGGAGCCAAUUUCAGUGACUAUUACUGCCCGUACUCUGACUUCCUCUGAAGCUGCUUGAGACAACAGAACUGUUUAAAGGCCCAUAUAUAGAUAUUACAUGAUGGACCUUUAAACUGAAAAGCUGCAGUUGGCCUUGGUCUUUAGCGCAUGUAUAUCUUUUGUGCACAGAGUAAAAACAUGUAUAGCGAUGCGUAUGGUUAGAUUAUACCAGGCAUGGAGGCAGGCAUGUUUGUUGUUCACAUUUCUAUCCCAUUCCCAUGUAAAAUGGUAACUUGGUGGUGGUGUCUACUUUCAACAUCAGAAGUGGAGGGAAGCUGAACCAUCUGCCUCACUUCUCAUGGUAUCUUUUACCAGGCCUGACUUUCUUCUCACAGAACAAAGUGCAACUUCAGAGAGAGGAUUUAAAUCACAGGAGAGGGUUAAAUAGCCUUUCGCCCAGUGACCCUUCUCGAGUUAUCUGAGUAUUCCAGUGCUGUAUUCUUGAGGUACAAAAUUAAAUUCCACAAAGCUCAAUAACUUUUAUUAAGUCCAAUAAAUAAAAGGCACACAUAGCAGCAGUUGUCUUCAUAAGCUAAGAAGGUAGUUUUAUUUCCUCUUGAGGUACUUAUUGUUAGAUUAAAUUAUCAUUUGGGUGUACCAUGAGUAAAUUUAUUAGUAGACACCAUAUUUUACUAGGCAAAUGCUCAUUAAGCAGAUUCCAUCCAACUAAUGAGGGUAGUAACUACAGCGUAUAAGCUGCAGUACUGUAUACUGUAAAAUGAUUUUCAAGUCAACCAGUUCAAUUCAAUUCCUUUUCAACAAGCUAUCCCAUAUUGUUAUUUGUUUUGGAGAUGGAACCAAAUUAUGUGUGAAGUCAUAUUCAAAUGUAUGUUUAUAAUUUGAACAUAAUAAAUGUGUGUGUGUAUAUAUAUAU
Heteronotia binoei (common prickly gecko) is the source of this 2319-nucleotide messenger RNA. It is a transcript of the gene ATG10, whose product is annotated as autophagy related 10. Gene Ontology annotation, biological process: protein modification by small protein conjugation; macroautophagy; protein lipidation. Gene Ontology annotation, molecular function: Atg12 transferase activity. The record is from RefSeq and is a predicted model, not a curated record. Gene Ontology annotation, cellular component: intracellular anatomical structure. The transcript has 8 exons. Bases 213 to 887 code for a protein of 224 amino acids. Lineage: Eukaryota; Metazoa; Chordata; Lepidosauria; Squamata; Gekkonidae.